CACACACAGUGACACAGCAAGCUCCGCCGAUGUGUGUCUCACUCUCACGACGACUGACACUUUUCCACUAAAGUCGACGACUCAGCCGAGAAAGUGAGAAGAAAAAAUUCAAAAAUGAACCACACGAGUCGAAAGAGACGACCCGAUCCUUCUCUCUCCAGAACCGAUUCUCUCUCCUCUGAAAUGUUGUCUCCGACGAAAUCGCCGGCGCUGACUCGAAUUCGAAUCCGGAACCUCUUCUUGCUACUUCUCUUAGUUUGCGUCGUGAUCUACCUCAUCUUCUCCUUCAGUCCUCUCCGUCGUACACAGUUUCCUUCACUCGCACGCUCCUUAGGCUUAUCUCCCACUCGCCGCCGUCAUUUACUCUUCUCUAUAGCUUCUUCUCACGAUUCUUGGCUCCGUCGUAGCUCAUAUGUUCGUCUCUGGUACUCUCCUGAGUCCACCCGAGCUUUCGUCUUCCUCGAUCGCGGUGGAUUUGAGUCCGAUCUGAGUCUCCCUCCUUUGGUCGUAUCUGAAGAUGUUUCUCGGUUUCCUUACAAUUUCCCCGGCGGUCUCCGAUCAGCGAUCCGUGUUGCUCGUAUAGCUAAGGAAGCGGUGGAUCGGGAUGAUAAGGAUGUGCGGUGGUUUGUUUUCGGAGAUGAUGAUACUGUGUUCUUUGUGGAGAAUCUGGUGAGGGUUUUGUCUAAGUAUGAUCACCGUAAGUGGUGGUACAUUGGAAGCAAUUCGGAGAGUUUUGAUCAGAAUGUUAGGUAUUCCUUUGAUAUGGCAUUUGGUGGUGGAGGAUUUGCUAUAAGUGGUUCGCUUGCUAGGGCUUUAAGUAAGGUUAUGGAUUCUUGUUUGAUGAGAUAUUCACAUAUGUAUGGAGGUGAUUCCAGGAUCUUCUCUUGCUUGGCUGAGCUUGGUGUUACAUUAACACAUGAACCUGGAUUCCAUCAGAUUGAUGUACGGGGGAGUUUAUUUGGGCUGCUAUGUGCACAUCCUCUGUCUCCACUGUUGUCUCUACAUCAUUUGGACGCAGUUGAUCCACUCUUUCCAAAGAUGAACCGAACAGAAGCCAUGGCUCACCUUAUCCGUGCUAGUAAUGUAGAUUCCUCAAGGGUUUUGCAGCAAAGUGUGUGUUACGAUUCAUCAAACUCUGUAACUGUUUCUGUGGUAUGGGGUUACGCAAUUCAAGUUUAUGAAGGGAAUAAACUCCUGCCGGAUCUUCUCUCCAUCCAAAAAACAUUUUAUACAUGGAGGAGAGGGUCAGGUGUACGAAGUAAUUAUAUGUUUAAUACUAGAGAAGUUCCAAGGGAUCGUUGUGGUAGACCGCUGGAAUUUGUUUUAGACAACGUUGGAUCAGAUGGAACUAGAGGAACAUGGAGUAAUUAUACACGAUAUAUUGUCGAGAAUUGUCGCAGAGCUGAUUCUAUUAAGCAUCUAAAACAGGUCCGAGUACUGUCACAUAAACUGGAGCUUGACGUUGAACAGAUGAAGGCUCCACGUCGCCAAUGCUGUGACAUCUCUCCAUCCUAUAAGGAAUCAAUGGUCAUUAGCAUAAGGCAGUGUAUGGAAGAUGAGCUAAUCGCAAUGAAAAGUUAGUCUUUUGGUUUCACACAAAGGCUAACUAAAUUCCCGAGAGCCAAAAUCCGAUUGGUUCUUGCUGGAAAGCGAAUGGUGCAAUACAAGGUAACUUUCCUGGGUUGCUUUCGGUUUGGCCAAUUUCGGUUGAUUUGUGUGAGAACUGAGACCUCCUGAUUUUUUCACGAGCUUCUAGUGGGAUCGAGCACCUGAGAAACAUCUACUCUGCGAGAUGCAUUGAUUCGCAGCUAUGUUGGUAUCUUCAGGCUUCAGUCAUGGUUCAGCAUUUUGUGGAAGUCUAUAUCUGGAAUUCUCUUGACAAUCUCCUAACGAUGGUUUGGUCGUUUUUGUGUAAUAUGCAAUAACUAACCGGUAUCUAUAAAAUUUUAAUUGUAGAUAGAGUGAAAGUUGGAACCUCUAUAUUAUUUGACAGAAAAAACAGAGAAUCUUGUAAAUAUAGAAAUUAGAAAGUAAUGAAUAAUGCCUUCAUUUCAGGUCGUCAA
This is a messenger RNA of Capsella rubella, 2063 nucleotides long. RefSeq lists its product as uncharacterized. The transcript is spliced from 4 exons. Bases 115 to 1581 code for a protein of 488 amino acids. NCBI's taxonomy places the organism in Eukaryota, Viridiplantae, Streptophyta, Magnoliopsida, Brassicales, Brassicaceae. The record is from RefSeq and is a predicted model, not a curated record. Gene Ontology annotation, molecular function: acetylglucosaminyltransferase activity.